Lasiosphaeria miniovina is the source of this 1398-nucleotide messenger RNA. Its product is annotated as oxalate decarboxylase oxdC. Gene Ontology annotation, biological process: oxalate metabolic process. The transcript has 2 exons. Gene Ontology annotation, cellular component: outer membrane-bounded periplasmic space. Lineage: Eukaryota; Fungi; Ascomycota; Sordariomycetes; Sordariales; Lasiosphaeriaceae. The record is from RefSeq and is a predicted model, not a curated record. The coding region runs from base 1 to 1398 and encodes 465 amino acids.
AUGCGCUUCUCCGACGCAGCCCUCCUACUCGGCGCCGCGCUCGCCAUCCCGCUCGCGACAGCCAUCCCGAUCCAGGAUAGCCCCCGCCAAAGGCUGCUGGACGGCCAUGGGCUGCCGGCCAAGUACCGCAAGAGCAAGGCGGCGCCGGCGCCGGCGCCGCCGUACACGCCAGGCUACCGAGACCCGUACGACUCGGCCGUAGACGCCACUGGCAAGCACCUCAACCCGCUGCCAUACCGAAAUGGGCUCGGCGCGUCGGUGCUGGGCCCGUGGAACAAGGCGCGCGCCCGCGAGGACCCGGAUCUCGUCCGCCCGCCCUCUACAGACCACGGCAACAUGCCCAACUUGCGAUGGAGCUUUGUGGACUCGCACAUCAGGAUUGAGGAGGGCGGAUGGACCCGGCAGACGACCAUGAGAGAACUGCCGGCCAGCAUCGAGCUGGCAGGCGUCAACAUGCGACUCGACAAGGACGUGAUCCGCGAGCUCCACUGGCACAAGGAAGCCGAAUGGGGAUAUGUCCUGGCUGGCGAGGUCCGGGUGACAGCGCUGGACUACGAGGGCGGCAACUUCAUCGACGAUUUGGGACAGGGGGACCUGUGGUAUUUCCCUUCCGGCAUGCCUCACUCGCUGCAAGGGCUCGGCGAGAACGGGACUGAGUUCCUGCUCAUCUUCGACGACGGGAACUUCUCGGAGGAGUCGACUUUUUUGCUGACAGACUGGCUAGCGCACACGCCAAAGUCCGUCAUCUCGGAGAACUUCGACCUGCCGCCCGAGAUCUUCGCCCACAUCCCGCAGUCGGAGAAAUACAUCUUCAAAGGGUCGCAGCCGGGGAGUAUUGCCGAAGAGCGUCCGCACGGCAAGUACGUCAAGAAGUCCAAGUCCCAGUUCACGCACCGCAUGCUAGAGCAAGAGCCGCGCAUUACGACGGGCGGCAAGGUGCGUGUGACCGACUCGCGCAACUUCCCCAUCUCCAAGACGGUAGCGGCCGCUCACUUGGACAUAAACCCCGGCGCAAUUCGCGAGAUGCAUUGGCAUCCCAACGCUGACGAAUGGUCGUUCUUCAUCCGAGGCCGAGCGCGUGUGACCGUGUUCGCGGCCGAGGGCACCGCGAGGACAUUUGACUACCAGGCCGGCGAUGUCGGCGUUGUGCCUCGGAACAUGGGGCACUUCAUCGAGAACAUUGGCGACGAGCCGCUCGAGGUGCUCGAGCUCUUCCGCGCUGACGAGUUUCGCGACUUCUCGCUAUUCCAAUGGCUCGGUGAAACGCCUCAAAGGAUGGUCGUAGACACACUAUUCCAGAACGACAAGGCAGAUGGCGAGCGCUUCCUAAAAGAGAUUAAAAACGCCCAAAAGGACGAAAUUCGAGCGGGAAAAUCCGAGGAAGAGACUGACUUGUGA